Messenger RNA from Acanthisitta chloris (rifleman), 2538 nucleotides. RefSeq names its product ADAM metallopeptidase domain 19 (gene ADAM19). NCBI's taxonomy places the organism in Eukaryota, Metazoa, Chordata, Aves, Passeriformes, Acanthisittidae. The transcript is spliced from 21 exons. The annotation marks the transcript as partial. Gene Ontology annotation, biological process: membrane protein ectodomain proteolysis. Gene Ontology annotation, molecular function: metalloendopeptidase activity. The record is from RefSeq and is a predicted model, not a curated record.
CAUCCACUCCGAGCUGAAGUUACAGUAAAGGCAGAAGGCCAGGAGCUCAUCUUGGAACUGGAGAAAAAUAGAAACCUCUUUGCACCAGGCUAUGCUGAGACUCAUUACAGCCAGACUGGACAAGCUCAGACCAUCCCUCUGACCCACACGGACCACUGCUUUUACCACGGGGUUGUGCGGGGCUGGGAGCACUCCAGUGUCACACUGAGCACCUGCCGAGGGCUGCGUGGACUUAUCGUAUUGAGCAGCAAUUCCAGCUAUAUCUUGGAGCCAGCCCCUGACAGCCCAAACCAGCACUUGAUUUACAGGGCAGACAACUUGAGGCUGCAGAGAGGAGCCUGUGGCUACCAGGGCACUGGAGAUGCAGCUGAAGACUGGCUCAGGGACUUCACAAUGGGGAUGAAACCACCAGGCCAGAGGGUGAAACGGGAGACUCUGCAGGCUACAAAGUACGUGGAGCUCCUGCUCGUGGCUGAUUAUGCAGAGUUUCAGAAGCAUCACUUCAACAUUGAAGCAACAAGGCUUAAAUUAGUGGAAGCUGCUAAUUACGUAGAUAAGUUUUACAGAUCCAUGAAUAUUCGCAUUGCCUUAGUGGGGCUGGAAAUCUGGAGUAACUGGAAUAAAUGUGAUAUAACUGAGAAUCCCUACUCCACCCUGAAGUCCUUUCUGGCCUGGAGUAGCAAGGAGAGGUUGCACAGAAAACACGAUAAUGCCCAACUAAUCACGGGUGUGCCCUUCCAAGGUACCACGGUAGGCUUGGCUCCCGUGAUGGCCAUGUGCUCUGAUUUCCAGUCAGGAGGAGUAAACAUGGAUCACUCUGAAAAUGCCAUUGGUGUUGCUGCUACCAUUGCCCAUGAGAUGGGACACAAUUUUGGCAUGAAUCACGAUUCAGCUGGUUGCUGUACUACCCCUGCAGCAGAUGGAGGCUGCAUCAUGGCCUCUGCAACUGGGCACCCAUUCCCCAAGGUGUUCAACCAGUGCAACAGACAAGAGCUGGAGAAGUAUCUGCAGUCUGGUGGAGGGAUGUGUCUCUCCAAUAUGCCAGAUACCAGAAAAAUGUAUGGUGGAAGAAAAUGUGGAAAUGGCUACUUGGAAGAGGGAGAGGAGUGUGACUGUGGAGAGGUGGAGGAGUGCAAUAACCCCUGCUGUGACCCCAGCACCUGCUCCCUGAGGCCAGGGGCUGAAUGUGCUCAUGGCAGCUGCUGUCAUCAGUGCAAGCUGAUGUCUCCAGGAACUCCCUGCAGGGAAAGGUCAGGACUCUGUGACCUCCCAGAAUACUGCUCUGGAGAGUCACCAUUUUGCCCCCCCAACUCUUACCAAAUCGAUGGAGCUCCUUGUGAUGGAGGAAGAGCUUAUUGCUACAGCGGCAUGUGCCUCACAUACAGGGACCAGUGUGUGCAGCUCUGGGGGCCUGGAGCACGGCCAGCACCAGAUGCCUGCUUUGAGAAGGUCAAUGCUGCUGGAGACAUCUACGGGAACUGUGGGAAGGACAUCUAUGGCAGCUACAGGAAGUGUGAGAUGAGAGAUGCUAAAUGUGGGAAGAUCCAGUGCCAAAGCUCAGCUUCCAAACCCCUGCAGUCCAAUGCAGUGCCCAUAGACACAACUGUGAACAUGCAGAGGUGCCGAGGGACCCACGUGUACAGAUCUGAGACUGAAGAUAAGGAGAUGCUGGAUCCUGGCUUGGUGUUGACGGGAACAAAAUGUGGGAGCCAUCAUGUCUGCUUUGAGGGACGCUGCCAGAACACAUCCAUCAUCUUCGAUUCUGAAAACUGCAGCAAGAAGUGCCAUGGGCAUGGAGUCUGCAAUAACAACAAGAACUGCCACUGUGACCAAGGGUGGGCCCCCCCAUUUUGCAACAAGCAGGGGACAGGAGGAAGCUUGGACAGUGGUCCUCCUAUGCCUGGCUCUUCAGCAGUUGUGAUAGCUCUUGCAAUCCUGGCUUCCAUUCUCGUCCUCAUUGGAAUCAUGUUUUUAUUCUAUUAUCUGAAAUGCUGGAAUAAAUUUACCAUCUGUUCUCUAAAAAAGACACCGCAGUUCAGUGACACCUCUGGAACUGGGCAUGCAAACCCUGCCUUCAAGUUGAGGACUCCCCAGCAGCAGAGGAAGGUGAUUGGCUUCCCUGAAAUCCCACCAAAACCUCCUUCCCAGCAAGCUCCAGGGCUCCAAAUAACCAGGCAGCAGCCAUCCACCUUCUCCACCAGCUGUGGCACGGGGCAGCACAUGGGGCCAGCACAGCCAGUGCCUCCAAAAGACAUUGCCCGGCGAACACCCCCGAGCAGGCCAGCACCUCCAGCUCCCAAAGCCCCCAUCUCUCAGGAUAUUUCAAGGCCGAGGCCACCCCAAAGAGCUUUGCCAGCUGAUCCUGUUCCAUCUAGAGCCAGAGCCUGGCCAGGAACCAGCCCUGCUGUCCCACUGCCUCCUGUACACACCAGAACCCCAGGAAGGUUCCAGCCUGUGGCAGAGAACACUGGUGUCCGGAUAGCUGCAGCAGUGAACCGUUUGCAAGUGGGACAGCCAAGCUCCCGUGGGCACUCCUAG